This is a messenger RNA of Cloeon dipterum, 3719 nucleotides long. RefSeq names its product kinesin-like protein 98A (gene Klp98A). The transcript is spliced from 16 exons. Bases 93 to 3287 code for a protein of 1064 amino acids. Gene Ontology annotation, molecular function: phosphatidylinositol binding; microtubule motor activity; microtubule binding. The record is from RefSeq and is a predicted model, not a curated record. NCBI's taxonomy places the organism in Eukaryota, Metazoa, Arthropoda, Insecta, Ephemeroptera, Baetidae. Gene Ontology annotation, biological process: microtubule-based movement.
UUUUUAUUUAGGUUUGAGAAGUGGACGUACGAUGUUCGAUCUUAAUUUCGGGCUGAUUUUUCGAAUUUAGGAUGCAUACUUGAAACGGGACCAUGGCGUCCGUGAAAGUGGCAGUUCGGGUGCGUCCCUUCAACCAAAGGGAGUUGGACAUGGGGGCUAAGGCGGUCAUCAGGAUGGACGGCAAAAAGACCAGGAUUGUCAAUCUGUCAAAGCGUCCGUCCUUAACAGCAAAUCCCUUAGCAACUUCGGAAUCAACUGCUGGAGAUGUUGGCUUCAAAGACUUCACUUUUGAUCAUUCCUACUGGUCGUUUGAACCAUCAGAUCCAGAUUUUGCCACUCAGGAGCAGGUCUUUGAGGAAUUGGGAACUGAGGUUGUUGCCAGUGCCUUCGAAGGCUACAAUGCCUGCUUGUUUGCGUACGGCCAGACUGGAAGUGGAAAAACUUUUACGAUGACUGGCCCACCUGAUGACCCUGGGCUUAUACCAAGGAUUUGUGAAGCAAUGUUUGGAAAAAUGCAGGAGGAGCAAGAGGAUAAAAAUUAUAGAGUAGAUGUCAGUUAUUUGGAGAUCUACAACGAGAAGGUACGCGACCUUUUGGCCUCCAGCAAUCCAUCAGGUGGUCUCAGAGUGAGAGAGCACCCUCGUCAAGGUCCGUAUGUAUCGGAUCUGUCGCAUCACUUGGUGACAUGCUACGACCAUGUCGCCCAGCUGAUGGAACGAGGCAACCGCGCCAGGUGCACAGCUGCCACAAACAUGAACGACACCAGCUCUAGGAGUCACGCCAUUUUCACUCUUACCUUCAGACAGGCUGGCCUGGGAGCGGAAGGGCUUCCGUGCGAGACCACCUCCAAAGUCCAUUUAGUGGACCUGGCUGGAAGUGAAAGAGCGGACGCGACAGGUGCCACGGGCCAACGUCUGAAGGAAGGAGCCCACAUCAACAAAUCUUUGGUCACACUUGGUUCUGUCAUUUCGGCUCUUGCUGAGAAGAGGGUCGGUUCCUUUGUUCCAUACAGGGAUGCCGUCCUCACGUGGCUCCUCAAAGAUAGCCUCGGUGGAAACUCAAAAACCAUCAUGGUGGCAGCGAUAUCGCCUGCCGACUGCAACUACAGCGAAACACUUAGCACACUGCGCUACGCAAACCGAGCCAAGAACAUCGUCAACCAGCCCACAGUGAACGAGGAUCCCAACGUUCGUCUCAUCCGCGAACUGCGUGAGGAGAUUUACAAACUGCGGGGGUUGUUGGGUGAAGAGACUCAACCAAAGGUGCUGGCCGAGCUUCAGCAAAAGGAGGCGAAAGAGAAGAGUCUGACUGCUGAGUGGGCCGAGAAGUGGCGGGAAACCCAGGCUAUUCUCCGAGAGCAGCAGGCGCUGGGGUUGAGGAAGGCAGGCAGGGGUGUUGUCCUGGACAGUGACCGGCCGCACUUGGUAGCAAUAGACCAGGAUGACCGACUCAGCACUGGAGUCACGCUUUAUCAUUUAAACAGAAAUGGUGACACGGUGAUAGGCGCUGCGGAGGGUUCGGACAUAGUCCUGCCUGGACUUGAACCUCACCACUGCAUUGUCACUCUGAAAGACGGCAUUGCUGUUCUCACCCCCAAAAAUGGCUACUGCAGCGUGGAUGGAUUGGCAACUGAAACGUCCUCCAGAAUAAGUCAAGGAAGCUUGAUAGGUCUGGGUAGAGCGCAUGUUUUACGGUACAACGACCCUGCUGAGGCGGCUCAGCUGAGAAAAGAAGGCCGGGUGAUGAGCAGAAGCAGUUUGUUUGGCGGAUCGACUAGUGAUCUGAACCUGAAUGUGGAGGAACGAGAACUUGAAACAGAACGAAGGCGGCUAGCCAGAGAGUAUGAGGAGCGCAAGAGACAGUUGGACGAAGAGCGAAGGCGGCUGGAAGAGAGGCAGAAGGAGGCAGAGGAGCAGCUCAGACUAAGGGAAGAGAAAUUGGAGGAGCAGCGGAAGCGAAUAGAAAAUAAGAAAGAGGAAGAGCUGGAAAAGGUGGUAGAGGAGCAGUCACAGCUCAGAAUUCUCCAAGAUGAGAUGGUGCGAAGACGGGCGCUGCUGAAAGAUCUCAUGGACCAGAUGGAUGAGGAGCAGUCCGCUGAAACCCUAGAGGCCAUCCAGCAGGUUAUUAUACUGCAGCGGGAGGAGCUGCAAGAGCUUGAAAAGCGAGUGGUAGAGCGACUAGCAACGUUGCAGGAGCGACAAAAAAGAGUCGCCGAACUGGACGCGCAGCUGGAGGCGGCCAGGGAGGAGGUGGAGACAGCGAGGCUAGCCCUGAAGGAACGCACCGAGGCCGAGUUGCAGGCCAUGCACAAACGACGCGCCUCCCUUUCGCUGGCGCUGAACGGCCGCGGCCGGCUUGGGCCGCCUUCCUCGGACGACUCGUUCCACACAGCCACAGACCAACCGCAGACUCUUUGGCCGCCCGACUCAGCCCUGAGCGACUCCGGCCUUGGACUGGCCUCGCCUGGAGAGGCCCUGGCGCGGAAGGUAGCUCAGCAGAAGGAGAAGAUAUUGACCGCUCUUGAGGAUGAGAACUGCGACAAAGAGGCUUUGAAUGACCACAUUGCUCAUCUUCAGGAGCUACAGAGGGAGCAGAUCCGCCUCGAGACCAAAAUGAACGGUAACCUCAAAGGAGGCCCUGCCAGACGACCUUUAGAGGCUGAGGUCGAUGAACCCCCAAUAACGGUGCGAGCCAAUGCGUUUAGACGGCACUCCGCAUUUGAAUUAUCUUCCCCGAAUCGAAUGCCUCUCACACCUGUAAUGUUUUCUUCAGUCACAAGCUUGGACAGAGUGACUCCCUUAGGGAGGUCUUUGGUGUAUUGCUCACCACUUUUGUCUCCAGCUUCCUGCAAUUUGGCUUUUGCUGACGAACUUGACGAGACUGAACUGCGAGUCAGCGUGCCGUCCUACCUGUUGCGGGGCGCGGGCAGCGGCACUCACUACGAGUACGAGGUGCGAGUGAGCGUCGCUGGCGCCCGGUGGACCCUGCUGCGACGCUACAAGAGAUUCAGAGAACUGCACAUUGACAUGAAAGCGCGCUACGGCGUCCAGGUAGAAACACUACCCUUCCCGCCGAGAAAAUUUUUUGCCAAAAAUUCUGAAGCUAUAGCCAAGCAAAGAAGAAGGCAACUUGAGGUGUACCUGCAAAAACUGCUGGCUGUCUGUUCACAAAUUCCGUCGUGCCCCUUAUACCCUUGCAGAGAAACUCCAUCCCGACUGGCUCUUUUGGAGUUCUCGUCUUUCUUCAGGAAAGGUGUUUUUGAAUCGGGCAAAGCGGGCACCAGCUAGCUAAUUUUUGUUCCAUUUUUCCUAACUUAUAUUAUUUAUGUGUAAGUCGUGCUUUGGGAGCAAUCAUAUUUACCAUUGUAUAUUAUGCUAAAAGUGAUCAUUCUAAUCAGAAUUAAUGUUGUUGGUGUCAAUUCAUUAAGUUUGGUCCAACGUGUUAAAUCCUUGUUGACGUGUGUAAAUGCCAAACUAAUAUUGCAAGUCACUUAUGGAGACUUAAACUUUUACAAUUCCAAAAAUGCAGCGUUUUGUCGUCUCAGUUAUUUUUUAAUAAAGAAAAUUAAGAGUGUUAUGAGAUGUAAAUCAAAUGCAUUGGCAUUGACUGAAUAAGAGAUUUUAACCAAUGUUAUCACAAAUGUCGAGUUCUCCAAGUGUGUUUCAGCAAAUCAAUAAACAACGUUAAAGCGUCUAAAUAUGACGUACACAAUUAUAAUG